Necator americanus (New World hookworm) is the source of this 258-nucleotide messenger RNA. RefSeq lists its product as uncharacterized. NCBI's taxonomy places the organism in Eukaryota, Metazoa, Nematoda, Chromadorea, Rhabditida, Ancylostomatidae. The transcript has 2 exons. The coding region runs from base 1 to 258 and encodes 85 amino acids. The record is from RefSeq and is a predicted model, not a curated record.
AUGACAUUUGUGGCCCUAAAGAGGGCCGUUGGCGGACUUCUUGGGCAGGAGGACAGCCUGGAUGUUGGGCAGAACUCCUCCCUGAGCAAUGGUCACACCGGAAAGCAGCUUGUUGAGCUCCUCGUCGUUGCGAACGGCGAGCUGGAGAUGGCGAGGGUUGAUUCUGCUCUUCUUGUUGUCACGGGCAGCGGGGGAACGGUCAAGAGGUACCCGUAUGAUGUGCCGCCGCGUAUCAAGGAGGCUAAUGAGCGUCGUUAA